AUGCCAGAUAACUUUGAGAGUUUCAACCCAAUGUCUGAUCCCUCUGAAGACUGGGGGUGUAAAUUUGAUGCAACUCCAGAACUGGAAAAUAGAGAAGUUAGUCUGGAUACUGACGAAAGUUAUAAGUCACGUACUCAAUUGCUACUUAUCACUUUGUUUAAUGCUCUUGUAUUACAAGUGUUUGGGUCUCCGAAUGACGCUGAAAAGUUAGAGUUUUUAUUCUACAACUAG
Lathyrus sativus (Indian pea) is the source of this 231-nucleotide messenger RNA. The record is from the annotation of a GenBank genome assembly. NCBI's taxonomy places the organism in Eukaryota, Viridiplantae, Streptophyta, Magnoliopsida, Fabales, Fabaceae.